Molecule: messenger RNA, 1109 nt
Organism: Gavia stellata (red-throated loon)
Lineage: Eukaryota; Metazoa; Chordata; Aves; Gaviiformes; Gaviidae
Gene: MRPL57
Product: mitochondrial ribosomal protein L57
Exons: 2
Coding region: 54-365 (103 amino acids)
Biological process (GO): mitochondrial translation
Cellular component (GO): mitochondrial ribosome
Molecular function (GO): structural constituent of ribosome
Source: RefSeq, a predicted model, not a curated record
GCCGCCAUCUUGCGUCUCGCCGUGAGGCCGGAGCCGUCACCGGCGUCGGCAUAAUGUUUUUAACAACAGUAUUACUCCGAAAGAGAAUUCCUGGAAAACAAUGGAUUGGAAAAUACAGGCGACCAAGAGUGGUUACCCUUUCAAUGAAGCAAGCAAUGAUCCGAAGGCUGGAAAUUGAAGCAGAGAAUGAAUAUUGGCUGAGUCGACCUUACCUGACAUGGGAACAGGAGUACAAACAUAAUGCAGAAGAGAGACGUGCAAAAUGGGAAGCUUUCAAAAGCCUGACGAAAGCCAAGUUUCCUGAGCAUAGAUAUAUUGACGAUCAUUUAAACCACUUAAAUGUUUCGAAGAAGUGGACAUCUUGAAUAAUACAGCGUAUUUAUAUUUGGCAUGUAUUAUGCACUACUGUGCGAUCUGCUAUUGUACCUAUUAUUGUAGUUCUGUAAUUCAGUAUAAGGGUAGAUGACAACUAAGACUUUGCUAUGGUAUACAAAAUCUUACAUUAAAAGUAGUCCUACAGAACAAUGUACGUUUUCUUGUCUCUUUAGAAAAAGACAGUUCUCUCUGUGGCUCUCUGCUAUCUGCCUGCCUUCUGUUCUUCAGGGGUUUUGCAUAACACAGUGUGAGUUACCAAGUGCAAUGAUGAUGAUUCGAACUAGAUUUAUAGCUUCACUAAUUUCCUUUUGAAAGCUAUGAGAGAACACACCUGCUCUUUUGAAAGGGAUUAUCUGCUGGUACUGACCAGAUGGCUCUUGCUGGUCACUCUCCCUUCUGAAGGGAUACUUCUUGAGACGCAACUGACGCUGCUUACAUAGUGCUCACUUUAUCAGGCAUGCAAGGACCAAGAUGAACUAGAAUUAAAGUUAGGUGUAUGAGGCUGGAACUCACGGAAGAUUGUAAAAUGUUUGGUUUUUUAAACUUUCUGGAAAGAAUUCUUGAAUUUAAAUGCCAGUCUCAUUGUCAUGUCAGUGUCAACUUGGGUGUUAACUGCUCUCUUACAGAGAUUAUUUCUGAUCUAAAAGGAAUGCAGCUGAUUCCUGUUUUGAGUGGCAAUCUGAUUUCUAAGUCAUGUUUAGUGUCCUGAAGGAACACAGUCAGCCACAAGUCAG